AUGAGAUCAAUUUCCCCCCGGUUCGAUCCAAAAUUGCCUCUCAAUCAGCAAGUGUAUCAUCCACAACUUCCAGAUGCCUCACGGCCCGUCAAGUCUUUCCGAAAACCUCCCCAGCUUACGCUGUCGACAGAUACUGAGAUUGACCAUGUUCUAGGGCCAAAGACUGUGCCUGCGAGUGUGCUCAACUUCCCAACUGGGGCUUUGGAGUCCGAGGAGAUUACAUAUUCGUCCACGGAGGAACUAAAGAUGCUAUGGGAAACGGCCAACGGCCAGAGAACGCGAGAUCUUGUUGGGACAUUGAACCUACGCAUGACAAAGACGGGACCAGCUACAUUCACUCUUGGAAACUCCCAGAACCCGCUGUACACACUACAAACAUUUUCAACCAACGAAAUAGCCCUAAGUCGAUGCGAUCCUUCCAGACCAAACCACGAAGUCUCAAUCAUGAUGAUGAGCCUCGAAGACCGCAUCCGCCGCGAGCAUCCUAACGACGGACUCGUAACCCUAGUUUUCUCUCGACUAGCCGCCAUGUUAGCCAUAGACCAAGCCGGCGAGAUCAGCAAGCAACACCACCUAACUCCCGCCGAGACAGCAGAAGUAGAAACCGAUGCACUCAAACGCGCCGCAGCACAAGACUCCUGCCGACUCUCAUGGGACCGCCAUAAACGACUGUACGAGCUACGACACCCCUAUCUCUCCAGACACAACCCACCCGCUCUUGUCGGUGCCGUUGGAAUCCCACUUUCACCCGUUCGAUCCCAAUCUUCAGGGAUGGUGCACAUCACGGUCUCUGCACCGUCGGGUAAUACCUCUCUUCACCAGCCGCCAACAAUCAUCGUCACUGGCCCGGUCUCUUCUACGGCAAUGGAAGCCGCUCAGCAAGCUGCUAAUCUGCGCACAUCCGUGCUCCCGGUCACGGACUUUGAAGAGCCACUUGCGUCCUUGGACUUCGCUACCAAAACAUUUUCAAUUUCCCCGGCUGGUGUUAUAGCUAGCAUUCCCUCUCUUUACGCGAUUGAUUCUCUCAUCGCUGCUCUGAUGGCAGUUGCCGUCUCAGACGAAGCCACGAACCCGAUCCUGGCAGAGAUGGUGCUUGGAUCACCAAUAAUAUCCAGACCACUCACUUUCGACAGUCCGGGGCCUUACUCAAUGCCUGUGCUCCAGGGUAAAUUGGUGACGACGGCUGCUGAGUGUGAAGACGCGGCAGAGAGCAAGAACUUGGCAUCGCAGAUUGAAUCUGCACAGAAAAUUUCCAAAGAGGCUUCGGGGAAGAAGAGAGUUUGCAAGUUCUGGAAGAAGUCAUCUUCCAAACCUCUGGAAAAUCCUCGGGGCUCAAAGGAGAUUAUGAAACAGCAGAUUACGGUUGAGGAGUUUGAUUUGGAGAAGUAUGGUCGAUAUGGCAACGGUUCGUCCCGAGAGGGGGAGAAGCUACCUGGAAUUACUCGCACUAUCUUGCGUGUAUUGUUCUUUGGUUUCGACUUGAUUGUGAAGGGAUUGGCACUCAUGGUGAAGGUUUUGGCUUGGUUCUUGGUCAAUUCGACGCGGUGUGUGACCGGUGAGAAGUUCUGA
Penicillium digitatum Pd1 is the source of this 1569-nucleotide messenger RNA. RefSeq lists its product as uncharacterized. The record is from RefSeq and is a predicted model, not a curated record. NCBI's taxonomy places the organism in Eukaryota, Fungi, Ascomycota, Eurotiomycetes, Eurotiales, Aspergillaceae.